Messenger RNA from Mesoplodon densirostris (Blainville's beaked whale), 3112 nucleotides. It is a transcript of the gene COMMD10, whose product is annotated as COMM domain containing 10. The record is from RefSeq and is a predicted model, not a curated record. Lineage: Eukaryota; Metazoa; Chordata; Mammalia; Artiodactyla; Ziphiidae. Bases 148 to 714 code for a protein of 188 amino acids. The transcript is spliced from 7 exons.
CUGCACGGUAGUUCACCUGCGUGGGCUUACAGUGGGCCUGGGCAGCUGAGGUCAGUACGACAGUGUGUGGUCAGUGUCACCGUUCCCCGAGGCUGUAUCUCAGGUACCCAAGCCAUCCUGGAGUAACACUGAAAUCACGUGGAAAGCAUGAAAAAAGCAGUGUCGCUGAUAAAUGAAAUAGAUAUAGGAAGAUUUCCACGAUUGCUCACCCGAAUUCUUCAAAAACUUCACCUGAAGGUUGAGAAUAGUUUCAGUGAAGAAGAGGAAGAAAAACUUCAAGCUGCAUUUUCUCUGGAGAGACAAGAUCUUCACCUAGUUCUUGAAACAAUAUCUUUUAUUUUAGAACAGGCAGUAUAUUACAAUGUGAAGCCAGCAGCUUUGCAGCAGCAAUUAGAGAACAUUCAUCUUAGACAAGACAAAGCAGAAGCAUUUGUCAAUGCUUGGUCUUCUAUGGGUCAAGAAACAGUUGAAAAAUUCAGGCAGAGGAUUCUUGCACCCCACAAGCUGGAGACGGUUGGAUGGCAGCUUAACCUUCAGAUGGCUCACUCUGCCCAAGCAAAACUAAAAUCUCCUCAAGCUGUGUUACAGCUAGGAGUGAGCAAUGAGGAUUCGAAGAGCCUGAAGAAAGUUCUUGUGGAAUUCAGUCACAAGGAAUUGUUUGAUUUCUAUAACAAGCUAGAGACCAUACAAGCACAGCUGGAUUCCCUUACAUGAUGUUCUCAAAGACUGGUUUCUCUAUCACACUCCUGCCACCUCAUUGUUUUGCAUUGAAGAUAAACUGCCAGGUUGUGUUUUCUGAAGGAUUCAUUAGCUUUCUUCUUGUAAAUUAUACGGUUUAUUGCUUCUUAUACAAAUAACAGCCAAGGAAGAUCAUUGUUUUGAGUACUGAAGUUCUAAUAUACAUUCUCCAGUUCUGUGAGCCAACAGCAAGCAAUUGUUAAGAACAUUUUUGGGUUUUGUGUGGUUUUUUUUUGUUUUUUUUUUUUUUUUUUUGCGGUACGCGGGCCUCUCACUGUUGUGGCCUCUCCUGUUGCGGAGCACAGGCUCCAGACGCGCAGGCUCAGCGGCCAUGGCUCACGGGCCCAGCCGCUCUGCGGCAUAGUGGGAUCUUCCCAGACCGGGGCACGAACCCAUGUCCCCUGCAUCGGCAGGCGGACUCUCAACCACUGCGCUACCAGGGAAGCCCACAUUUUUGUUUUAAGGGGAACAAAAGUGAAUAUCAUAUUGUUUUUAUUGUCCUAUUUUUGCUUUAUUGCCUGACCUGUUUAUUUUUUACAUACUUGAUGAUACUUCUGUGUAUCAAGAAGGGUCCAUGGAUACAAAGUGUAAUAUGUAUCUUAGAACACAGAACUUCUUUAAUUACAUUAAUAAAAAUAAGAAAGUAGCCACAUUCAAUUAACUACAUUAUGGCCUUUGUUUCCUUUAAUAUAAUGAGUGUAUUUUGCUUGGGAAAUAAUAUAGGAAAGAAAUUUUAGAUAGAGCUAGUACUAGUACAUCAGCCAACUCCAGUAUGAGCAUCUCUGUGCACUUUAAUUGUUUCUCUGAGUUUAAUGAUUUAAUAACAGUUCAGGUUUUUGUGUGGUUUUUUUUGUACUGAAAAUUAAUAAUGAUUCAUUUCAAGGUGUGGGAGACAGAUUCAGAUCAUGAAUAAAAAUAGUUGUAAUGAGUGCUAAAUGAUUAUCCUUAAAAUUUUAAAACAGAAUGUAAAACAAAUUUUAUGUUCUCUUUUUGUAAAUAUGUUAAUUUCAGCCAAGAAGAUUUUUAUGUCUUAGAAUUAGUUGAACUGAAGUGCACAGUAUUUUAUGCUACGGAUCUAUAUAAAUGUGAGUAUGGUUGCCUGCAGAAAAUAAUAUCAGUUGAAUUUUUUAUGAAUGAAAUGUCUGCACUAUAUUAUUUCCAGCGAGAAAGACAGAGAGUGAGGGAGGAAAGGAGAGAAAGGGAGAGGGGAGGGGGGAAGAAAAUGAGAGAGAGAACAGAGAGAGACAGAGAGAGAUUCAAAUAUGACUUCACAUGAAAGACUUUGAUUUCAGAAAUAUCCUAUAGUUAAACAGAACCACUGGAUUUAAAUCACAUUCUUUAUAUGAGGUAUCUGAAUAAUAUGAAUGUUAAAUGUCUCCCAAAUAAAUGUUCAGUAUAUGGAACUUAUGCCCUUACUUAUUUAUAUGUGUGCUUGUAUGUUGUUGCUUAGAAGGAUUAGGUGUUUGGAUUAUUUCAGAAUGUAAAUAUUAUAGUGGCUGUCCAUACUUGGUUGAUUUGAAAAGUUUUUAAACUCAAACUUCGAUUGAUAGGAUAUCUAGAAGACGUGUUUAUAAUAUAAUGGGAUUUGUUUCUAUAUGUAGCUUGUGGGAUCUAUCUUAUAUUUUUACACUCUGUUCUGCUGGUCCCCAGAGGAAAGUACCUGACUACUGUAAACAUUUUGGUAAAUAUUCUUUCAGACUUCUUAUGUACAAAUAAACAUACAUCAUUUCAAGUUGAAUUUGUUGGGCCUUCCCAACAGUGACCAUAUGAAUAGGUAGAAGUUUUCAUUGGUUUGAUGCCAACUUAACUCCCAGUGUAGGUAUCUAAGUUAAAUGUGACACUUCAUAAUGAAAUUUCCUAUUUGUAGCUUAAAAUAGUGGUAAAUAGUUUUCUCUCCAUCAAUCUAGUUCAGGAAAGUCUGACCAAAGGCAUUGAAGGAAGGACAAGUAAGUAGUAGGUCUAAUUCUAACUAAGAACAUAAUUAUUCCUGAAAUAUAUUUAAUUCCAGAUAAUUGUGUUUCUUAAGCUACCACCAUUGUUACGAUACACAAGUAAAAGAAGAUAUCAUUCCCAAAGAUUAUUAAGGUGUGUGUUACAUUUUCAUAGAAAUAAGGUGGGUGGAGCCAUAAGUGGGAACUGAAACCUACUGUCUUAGCAAAUAAACAUGUUUUGUAUGAGUGCUUGUCAUGAGGAUUGAAUAAAAAUAUAAAUUACUUGUUAGAAAGGAGUACUACAAAUAAUAUUUGCAAUUCUCCAAUUAUAAAAUAUGAUUAUUUUUAAGUAGGAAACACCAAAAAAGUCAUAAAGGAGUAACCUAAAAUCAUGGACUCUCAACAUCCAGAAACAGCCGUUAAUGACAUUUUGGUAGAUUUUA